Striga hermonthica is the source of this 303-nucleotide messenger RNA. Lineage: Eukaryota; Viridiplantae; Streptophyta; Magnoliopsida; Lamiales; Orobanchaceae. The record is from the annotation of a GenBank genome assembly.
AUGAAGAAGAUGAUGAUGAUAGAUUCGGGAAAGUUGGUGAAGAAGAUGGUGAGGAAAGUUUCCAAAAAACAUGAUAAACAGAGCAAAGCCAUGGAAAAGCAUUUUUUGCUUACCGAUGAUCAAUUGACCUCGGAUAAUUCGAGGCAUAAAAGCAAGAAUGGGAAGAUCUCGACUCAUGUCCCGAGAGGAUUCGUGGCUGUUUAUGUGGGGCCCGACAGCCGGAGAUUCCUCAUUCCCACAAAGAUUCUUUCUGUUCCUGAGUUUAAGGAGCUUAUGGAUAAAUCGGCCGAAGAAUAUGGUUAG